This is a messenger RNA of Neolamprologus brichardi, 1502 nucleotides long. Its product is annotated as F-box/LRR-repeat protein 4-like. NCBI's taxonomy places the organism in Eukaryota, Metazoa, Chordata, Actinopteri, Cichliformes, Cichlidae. Gene Ontology annotation, cellular component: SCF ubiquitin ligase complex. The record is from RefSeq and is a predicted model, not a curated record. Gene Ontology annotation, biological process: SCF-dependent proteasomal ubiquitin-dependent protein catabolic process. Gene Ontology annotation, molecular function: protein binding.
AUGACUUCUAAAAGAGCUGGAGCUAAAAGAGAGGUGUCAGAAAGUCAAAAGGUACGGAGAAAAGAGGACAAGUGGAUGGAAGAGAAUGAGAAGGAGAAAGUUUGCUUCAAAACAGGAUUAGACAUCAUCCAGACAGUACAGAUCAUCAGAGGAUUCUCAAAGAUCCAAAAAAGAGAGCUGGAGAUAGAGCUCGCUGGAUCCUCACUGAUAAUUCACUGGGAGAAAGAUUUCCAAGACUCUGCCACAGAUGUCAAUAUGGACAAUACCUUUGAAUACCAGUCAGCAGGCGUCCCUGUAAGAGACCGCUGGUUAUGUUUGCCUGAUGAGGUGUGGCUGUCCGUCCUGUCUCUGCUGCCUCAUAGGGAUUUAUCCAGAGUGGUGCAGGUCUGCCACCGCCUGCAUGCACUGGCAUCUGAUCAAUCACUGUGGAAAAAUCUAAGGCUUGAAAACUCGGCUUUAACUGACCAGUGGUUGCUGUGUGUGGGCAGACGUUGUCCUCGAAGUUUGUUUCUGUAUAGCUGCAGUGGCCUCUCUGUCUGCUCCAGUGGGCUGCAGAUGUUUUUCUCACUGUGUAGGAAUUCGCUUAAGGAACUCAGGGUCACAAGUUGUACUGGUCCUGGUCUCCAUGGUGAUCAGAUGUUGUCAGUGAUUAGUCAGUGCUGUGAUCACGUGACUAGUGUGGAUGUAAGCUGGAGUGGAGCAACAGACACAGGAGUGAAGGCUCUGACGGAUUACAGAAAAGGCCUAAAAUCUGUUGUCCUGAAUGGCUGUCAUGUCACUGAUGCCCCUCUGAAAGAACUUGUCCUGAAACACAAAGACAGCCUGCGCAGGUUGGAGGUGUUUGGCUGUCAGUUCCUUACUUCAUCCUGGCUACAGACAGUAUAUGAGAUGUGCCCCGGCCUUCAGCAUCUAAACAUCGGACGAGUGCCAAAAAUCACCGUAAACAGCCUUACUGGGUUGACAGCACGGCUCAAAAGCCUCAUUUCACUGAAUCUCACAGGACUACAGGUCACUCAUGCCAUAGUUGAUACUUUGCUCCAGAACUGCGUUGAACUUCAGAGUCUGUCCUUCAGUUCCUGUUCUGGAGUCACUGACCUGACACUGCAUAGCAUCAGCAAAUAUUCACCUUGUAUCAGAGCUGUUGAUGUGAGUGGCUGCAAAGCAGUAACAGAUGCAGGUGUUCAGUCUUUGGCUCUGGGCUGCACAAGACUUCAGCAGCUGGAUCUCAGCUCCACCAGCACCGGAAACAGAGGGGUUUCUCUGCUAGCAAAUUACUGCAACAGACAUCUUCAUACCAUCAAACUCAGUUUCUGCCACAUCACCGUAAAGAAAAUACUGAAGCUUUGCCAACAUUGCAAGAGGCUGAAGGUACUUCAUCUCUAUGGAUGUGCACAUCUACCCACUGAACACGAGAUCAAAGAAGUGAACAGCACCGUUAAUGUUUCCCCUUUGUCCUGACCCUGACAGUUAUAUCUCCACGAAAUAUUUAUUGAACAAAUCAA